Messenger RNA from Durusdinium trenchii, 651 nucleotides. The record is from the annotation of a GenBank genome assembly. NCBI's taxonomy places the organism in Eukaryota, Dinophyceae, Suessiales, Symbiodiniaceae.
AUGUUCAGAAAUGACGAUGAUGAGAGGAUGAUUUGGGAAAACACUUUUAUUUUUUUCAGAAUGGUUACAUUUGUUUGUCUUCUUCGGUGCCCUCUAAACCGGGCUGGUACCUUUGGUGUAACUUCAACUCGGCUUAGUCGCUCGCUCGGAGGGGUCGUUCGUCCUGGGCCGUUCCCCGUCCCUGAGGCGUUGAGCGCGUGUGGUCGGGGACACCAGUGGGAGAUGGCGCUGGCACUUCUGAAGCAGAUGGGAGCUGUUCAGGUUCAGCCGGAUGUGGUCUCUUACACAGCCACUGCCACGUCCUGCAACCGCAGCCGAGAAUGGGCCAAGGCUUUGGAGCUCUACCGUGGGGCGUCCACCAACUCGGUCGUGCUCUAUAGUUGCGCCAUGAAGGCAUGUCAGCUGGGCACGGAGUGGCACCAGGCCUUGCAGCUUUUCCAGGAGAUGCAAGAGACUUCCUACUGGCCGGACAUUGCUGCCUUUAAUCCUUGUUUGGGUGCUGUGGUGGACUCCAAGCAUUGGGAGCAAGCCUUAACGUUGCUGCAGAAGAUGCCGUCCUUGGCUUUGCAGCCUAAUGGAGGUACUAAGAGGCUUCUGCUGCGAGCUCUUUCGGAUCAUUGGCAAGGCAGUCUUGAGCUGCUGGGAAGCUAG